GCUCUGACGUCACGAGCUUGAUAUAUCGCGCGCGCCAAAUUUCGUAUUUCGAACCAGUUUCGUUUUGACAACCAUUAUUGUUUUUAAAUUAAAAAUUAGAUGUAAAGGGAUUUUUAAAAAAAAAUACAAAUUUUUUUUUCCCUCCAAAUACUGUGCUUUGGACGUUACAGUCGCAUAGAGUUGUGUUGAUUAAAAAAGUUUGUUUUUAGUGAUGCCGUCGAACUAAUUUAUCAGUUUAAAGAUGUGACAGCCACGGUUCAUUCGAAGCUGCGGGAGAAGAAGUUCUACAGUCAUGGAAUGAGUAUGGAUACUAAUUUGACGUUCAUUGAAGAAGCCCUACAAGAUUUGCCCUGCCGAUUGUACCCUGGAAAGUUUUGCGGCUCCUACUAUGGCGUCGAUUGUAGCAGCGAAGACUAUCACGCUUAUAUUUGCGAACUCAACAUCGACAUCCAAAAUGAGACCUCUUACAGCUGCACGACUUGUUUUAAUACCAACCUGGUUGUUGAUAGCAACGGCACGAUCUGCAGCACUGGGCUCAAGAUGAAUUUGAUGAAUGUUAUGUUCGAAAACGCUCUGAAGAGCUUGUGGUUGAGACUGCCUGAUACCAUUUGCAAUUCGGAUUUAUAUUGCUAUAGUGAUGUGUUGAAUCGGACGUUUUACAUUAACGAUUUUAAUAGCACAUUCGAAACAAAUACAGUGGAAAGUUUUCAGUGUAGCUUUAACUAUAGAAACUUAACGGCAGAAGUGCUGGCCAGUAAGGGAUAUGAUUGGAGUUUUCUGUUUGUGAUAUUAUUUAUAGUAGCCGGGGGCUUAGGCAAUAUAUUAGUGUGUUUGGCCGUUUGUCUGGACAAGAGACUACAAAACGUUACCAAUUACUUUUUACUGUCGUUGGCCAUCGCUGAUCUGUUGGUUAGUCUGUUUGUGAUGCCAAUGGGAGCUAUACCAGGAUUUUUAGGAUAUUGGCCGUUGGGUGUGGUGUGGUGUAACGUGUACGUCACUUGCGAUGUCUUGGCCUGCUCCGCCAGCAUCAUGCACAUGUGUUUCAUCAGUAUCGGAAGGUAUCUCGGUAUACGGAACCCACUGAAGAGUCGCCAUCACUCCACGAAGAGGCUUGUGGUCAUCAAGAUAGCUCUGGUGUGGCUACUCAGCAUGGUGGUCUCCAGUUCAAUUACGGUAUUAGGUCUGAUCAACAAGACGAAUAUAAUGCCGACGCCGGAUUUGUGCGUGAUCAACAACAGGCUUUUCUGGAUAUUCGGGUCUCUGGUUGCGUUCUACAUUCCGAUGCUGACGAUGGUGGUGUCUUUCGCACUAACCGUGCAGUUGCUAAAGAGACAGGCGAGGCUUGCUGCGACUCCCGUACCGGGAGGAACUCAGAGAAGGCAAUGUGGAGGCUUUGAUAAUGGACCGAUUCAGUGCGUGCGUCGCCUUGGAGCUAGGAGUUCACCAGAUUUGUCUCCUGGAAGACCCGUGUCCAGACAGAUGACUUGGAGAGUCACCAGUGCUAGAUCACAAAGGAACAAGAUCGGGAUGAGCGUGUCUCAUCCGCAGUUAAGCUACAUGAAUGGCUGUGGUACUGGCAAAUCUAAGAGAAGAGGACACGAUGUGGCCACACAGACUCCACCGAGCAUAGCAGCAGAAACAAGAAGAGCAAGGUUGAGGCCGUUGAAGUUGACCCUGGCUACUCCAAAUGCUUUGACUCUAAGAUUCUUAGCGAACCGUAAAAAAGGAAGAUCUCUAUCAGCCAACGCAGUAGCCAACGAACAGAAAGCAACUAAAGUGUUGGGUCUGGUUUUCUUCACCUUUGUCCUGUGCUGGGCUCCGUUCUUUCUACUUAAUAUUCUAUUUGCUGCCUGUCCUGCCUGCAUUGUACCUGAGCAUGUGGUCGACAUCUGCUUGUGGUUGGGUUACGUGUCUUCUACCAUCAACCCUAUUAUUUACACGGUCUUCAAUAGGACGUUCAGAGCUGCUUUCCUGAGACUGUUAAAAUGCCACUGCACAAGACGUGGUAGAUGCACCAGAUACCAUUCAGUUGGUUCUACCCGUGGGGCUUCACAGCUAUGCGCAAGAUCAGCACUUCCUCUGGCCAUCUCCCUGCGACCUUCGGGGCUGCCCAUUCCCACACCAGCUGCGCAGGACACAACGGAAACAGUCCUGAUGGAUCCACCGCUCGGUGAAUUCAAUAUGAGAUAUUAGUACCGGAAUGACAAGCUACGUUCAUCUUUGCAUGUAUUUUCCUCCAAAGAUACAAGUAAUGUGAUUGUUUUGUGCCAAAUUUAUAUUCAAAUUUUACUCACUAUAAGAUUCGUCGGCUUAGCGACUCAUUCGAGAAUCAUCCGGAAAAAAGAUUGUUUUAAGUGAACGAUGAACUUUCUAGAAGAUUAUCUCACAAUUAUAAGUAGAUGGAAACUUUGCGAUCGUUAUGAAUAGGUUUCUCUUGUCGCGUGCCAUGGAUUGACGCUCCCUUAGCGGCAACUGUAGAAGUACUUUAAACUUAUAAGCAUUUCUGUUUUUAGUACUUUAAACUUUUAUCAGUAUUAGUAAGUUAUAAUAGAUAAUUAAUUAAGUAGUAGUAUAUAGAGUGUUUAAAAUAAGUUACUUGCCCAAAUAUAGGUACUAGUUAUUCAUGUUUUAUGCAAUACUAAAUGUUCGUCUUGGUUUCACCCGCGGUUUUAUUCCGAAUUACUAAAAAGAAGUUGCGUUUUCCUGGGAUAAAUAGUUGCGUGCUUAUACUCUGAGCUUGUGAUACUCUUUGGAUUAUUAACUUGCAGUCGAUUUAUAGAUUCUAAAUAAUAAAGUGUAAAUAAUGCGAGAGCGCAGCGCAAACGAUACAGAGACAUGACGAGCCCAGCGUUAAUUUUUCGGAAAAAAUUAUAUUUUUCAACUAACUCUCCUUUGUAUUACAAAAUAAUUAUAAUAUAUAUAAAAUAAUAAUUCAAUUCAAUUCAUAAAAUUAUACAAUUUUUCAUUAAUAUCUCUUUAUGACGUUAUCACGUAAAACUAUCGUUCGUAAAUUGAUUUUACGGACAACCAAUUUUUUAUUAUAGCAUAUAUCACAUUUUAUCAAAAUCCCUUUAAAUAUUUCGGCGUGAUUGUGUAGCAAACAUCCAAAUAGAUAAACUUACAUAUUAAUAAUGUGUUAGCAUACGGAAUUAACAGUAACACGAAACAAUAUCGUCUUCGGCCUCAUGCUCCAAUGUCGGUGACGCUGUGGUGUGGUCCACUGUGGUAUCCAGGUACCAGCUGAACCGUACUCAUUUUUUUGGCUACCUUACCGUUAGCAUACCGGGCUAUUCUGGCCUUACUAUGACUGGUGGGUAAGUGAGGCUCAGCCCGAACGUGUCUUAGCAAGAGCAGUGCUCCGCUGAAUCUACCAUCAGAUCAGAAUCGCGACCCACUGAUAAGAUCCCGCGAGAAAUUCAAUGGAUUGUCGUGCCCAUUUAGAUCAAUAGCACGAGUAGACGAGCGAGUUCAGAACUAACUUUUUUUUCCUCCCUAUGCUGAUAGCCUUGAGAGGCUAUUUCAGCUGCAUCCUAACGUGUAGGUGAACUCACGGGGCUCAAACCGGAGUGUUGCUAACACUGGCCCUAGCAAGAGCAGUGCUUCGCAGAAUCUACCACCGGAUCGGAAACGCGACCCAUUGAGAAGAUCCAGCGAGAAACUCAGUGGGCUGUGUCUAUGGGUUAAUUCGCUUGUCGAGCCCUUCGUUGCAAGCGAUGGGUUCGACGAGGAUGGUGAUCAAGAACUAUCUAAGCUACAAUGAUUACUUCACAUAUGAAGUCUAAUCUUUAAAAAAACAUGUGUAUGUCCAACAAACUCUUAGCUUAUGGCCUACUUCAAUCUACACGUACAUGAACCUUUAUUGUAAAUGCUAUGAAUACAAUAAAUAAGAAAUACACGUAUAGUUACAACGGCCGCCUCACUCUUCAAACCGAAACGCAUUACUGCUUCACGGCAGAAAUAGGCCGGGUGGUGGUACUUACCUGCGCGGACUCACAAGACGUCCUAUUACCGAUAAAACUAUUUGUUGUAAAAAUAAAUGUCUCGCACUUUGGGGUAAUUACGCUUAUCUCAUUGACGAACCGCUCUAUGACCUAAUGUUUCUUGUGACAAUUGUUUGGCGACAUAACAUAAAAUAUAGUCUUUUUUUAUAUAUCUAUUAUAUUGGUAACGCUGUUUUAUUUCCGUUCACGUACCUACAUAGCCCGCACGAAAAGAAUGUGAUUUUGUAUGACAUUCAAAAAAAUAAAAUUUUAGUGACUCCAGUGGCUUCUAAAUGAUUCCAGCUCGUAAUGUGUUUUUUUUAAAAAAAACGUGUGGGACUCGGGAACUGCCGUGGUAAAACUAUUGCAUAGCAUUUUUUAUCAACUUAUGCAAUUAUACUAAGACAAUGAUAAUUUAAUAUUAAAACAAUAAUAAAACAAGACCACGCUAUAUUAAACAUUAAUAAAAGCAAAACCUUAACUGUCCCCUUCACACUCAUAAGCUACGCGCGAGAGAGAGAGAUGGGCAGAUUUUCAGGGUGCGCAUGCAGUGUGACGUCACGCCACGCGCUUCUUGUGUUGAACGCGAGCUACAUGGCAGGUGGAGUGAGGGGUGUAAGGUUUUUUUCGUUACGGAAUUUCAUGAUUCGGUCGCCGCGCUCAAGGCCCGCGAUAAAAGUUAUGCAAUAGCUUAAAAAAAAAGGUCUAGAAAGAAAAACAUAUUCAACGGAGAUGCAUCAAGGUUGGUAAAUACGGGGAUAAAGUGUUGCCAGAUUCUCCUCUUCGUGCCAAUAUUUCGUUUACGUGAUUUACCUCAGAAUGUUAGGAUUUACGUAGCGUACCCACUGAAUUUAUUAUGACGUGAAAUUUGAAGUUACGCGAAUAUGUACGUACAUUUUCCCGUUUGUUUUGUUUUGUUAUUGUAAAAUUAUCAAACGUGUAAUUAGGAAAUUUUGUGACCUUUAUUGAAAAUCAGGCAGGUUGUGAAACGGAACAGCGGCCGAAGCGUUCGUGGUCGCAUCAGUAAGACUCGCGAUGAAUUCGCAUAGACCGUUGUGAUUGUUCCAGAUCUCGAUUUUUUUGUUCCUUUAUUGAUGCGCAAAACAAAUCACAACUAUAGAAAUUAUAAGUUUAAAUAUUUAAUAUAACAAUCUGGAUUGCAAUUCAGAACACGUGCAUACAGAAAAAUUAUAACUGAACAAAUGCCUAAAUACCUUGUUGUAUAUAUAUACUUAUACUUUGUCACUGGUGGUAGGACCUCUUGGGAGUCCGCACGGGUAGGUACCACUACUCCACCUAUUUCCGCCGUGAAGCAGUAAUGCGUUUCGGUUCGAAGGGUGGGGGUAGCCGUUGUAACUAUACUGAGACCUUAGAACUUAUAUCUCGAGGUGGGUGGCGCAUUUACGUUGUAUAUGUCUAUGGGCUCCAGUAACCACUUAACACCAGGUGGGAUGUGAGCUCGUCCGUUCAUCAAUGCAAUAAAAAAAAUACACAUAUACACACACACACACACACAUACACACACACACACAUGUGAGUUACUAUCUAAUUAAAUUUAAUCUAAUGUAUCAUUAAUUGGACAAUAUUAAUUAUUUGAGAAUAAUGUUUAACUAAUUUACAAUAUUUAUAAAAAAAACUAUUUUCAAAUAUAUCAAGAUUAGUGUUGUUACUUGCCAACUCAUUAUAAUGUCGUGCCAUCCUAACAAUAGGAUUAAAGUGUGAGAUGUUGUUUUUGUGAACUUCAAUUGCAAACAGAUUAGUGCAAUGCGAUCUACGCGCAGUAUAUCUGGUAUUUAAAGUAUUAUUUCUCGCAAACAAAACAUACUUGUUUUAAAACGACUCAGUCAUUAAAACAAUGAUAAAGCGUCUACGUUAGAGAAAGAAAACGAUAUUAACGAUAAACAUUUUAUUAUUGUUAUAAAAUUUUCAUUCAACUGACAAUUAACUUGAAUCGAUGUUCCGAGAUUCCACGAAAACGUCGCGCCCAAACUCAAUAACUGCCUACAAAAGUUUGUGAUCUCGAGAUUAAGUUUCAAUAAGCCGCCAAAAGUUCGACCACGGCCAUUAGCUUAAAAUACAAGUCUUUUUGGGCCAAAUAGCUUUUUUAUUUGAGACGAAAUCGCUCUGUCUUUUAGUUUUUAAUUGAAAACUUUUGGUGUUCGAUAUAAAAUUAGCUUCAUAUUCCGGAUUUACAAAAUUAGAUGAUUAGUCAAUAAGAACAUAGCGUUGAUUGCGCUAUAACUGAUCCUUUUUUAUUGCCCUUGUAGACAGACGAGCAUACAGCUCACCUGAUGGUGAGUGGUUACCGUCGCCCAUGGACUUCAGCAAUGCCAGGGGCAGAGCCAAGCCGCUGCCUACAAAGCUGCCUCUCCUUUCACUGUAAUGCCCAAGACAACUGUACCGGGGUUCAUCACAAUCGAAUGUAUGGCUUAAAAUCACAUAGAAGACAAACAUAUUAUAAACAUUAAUAUUGUAUAUAAUUAAAAUCAAAAUGACAACACAGAUAAUGUUUUUUUCUUAAUAAAAUCUAAAACGCAACUAUAGUUACAUGUAUUUUUAGUAUUCCUGUUUAUAGCCACUAGCGUCAUCUUUGAUAUACUGUUAAACAGAUUAAGGAGUCCAUAGACAUCACUACGUAUACGCGCCUCCUUUUUGUUGGUGGUAGAUCUUGUGAGCCUCAAUUGAUAGGUACCACCAUAUUGCCUAUUUCCGCCGCGAAACAGUCCAACUUAAUUGCCGGGGCAGCGGCUGUACUAUACUUAGAACUUAGCCUUAGAACUCAUAUCUCAAGGUGAGUGACGGCAUUUGAGUUGUUGAUGUCUAUGGACUCUCGUAACGAGUUAGGACCAGGUGAGCCGUGAGCUUGUCGAAGAAGAAAAAAACCAUAAAAACAAUUGUAAGUUUCAUGAAUUUAUUCGUAUUAGUGGAAAAAAAAAAAAAUUCAUAAAUAGUCUUAUCUAACCUUAAGUAGACUUAGUAUUCAAAAGACGUUCAAUUAAAUAUUUUUGUGUAUUAAAGAUAUGAAUGUGUAGUAAUUAAAUGGUGAUGAAAACUCUA
Messenger RNA from Bombyx mori (domestic silkworm), 7037 nucleotides. RefSeq names its product alpha-1D adrenergic receptor (gene 5-HT2A). Gene Ontology annotation, biological process: chemical synaptic transmission; serotonin receptor signaling pathway; G protein-coupled receptor signaling pathway, coupled to cyclic nucleotide second messenger. Lineage: Eukaryota; Metazoa; Arthropoda; Insecta; Lepidoptera; Bombycidae. Gene Ontology annotation, cellular component: plasma membrane; dendrite. The coding region runs from base 298 to 2193 and encodes 631 amino acids. The transcript has 10 exons. The record is from RefSeq and is a predicted model, not a curated record. Gene Ontology annotation, molecular function: neurotransmitter receptor activity; G protein-coupled serotonin receptor activity; serotonin binding.